Eupeodes corollae is the source of this 453-nucleotide messenger RNA. RefSeq lists its product as uncharacterized. Bases 139 to 429 code for a protein of 96 amino acids. Lineage: Eukaryota; Metazoa; Arthropoda; Insecta; Diptera; Syrphidae. The transcript is spliced from 3 exons. The record is from RefSeq and is a predicted model, not a curated record.
UUCGUAUUAUACUGUGUUUAGAUUUUUUUUUAAAAAGAACAAAAUUAUUUAAGUCAUCAUGUAAAUUAUUGUCUGUCUAAAAAUUACAAAGAAAAAAACAUACAUUUAUUUCAAACUUUUUGGCACUUUGGAUAAAAAAUGCAUCCUUCAAAUUUUUUCCAAAAUCAACACAAUAGCCGAGAGAGGAACUAUCAGUCAAAUUUUCCAAAUUUCCAAUUUAACACAGCAGAACUUUAUCCCCGAAGACGCCAUACAGAAUUUUACUACCAAACUUCCAUACCUGAAGAAUUCCAAAGUCGUAGCUUUGAACAUCCUCCCAUUCUUGAUAGUCCCGAUCCUCUAUGGAAUGAGGAACAACAUAGAAAAGCGAAAAUAAACCCACCAAAGAACUCUUCAAUGCGUAUCGUACGGGAUAGUUACUUUUCAUAAAAUUUAAAACUCAAAUCUUCGUCU